This is a messenger RNA of Paramecium sonneborni, 830 nucleotides long. Lineage: Eukaryota; Ciliophora; Oligohymenophorea; Peniculida; Parameciidae. The record is from the annotation of a GenBank genome assembly.
AAAUUUUAUAAUGAUACCUUAACCACCCCCACCUCCUCCAAAAUAAAUAUAAAAAGAAGAUGCUUUUAGGAAAAAAUUGAUGGAAAAAUUUGGUAAUUUUGAAGGAUCAACAACGGAUGAAAUAGAAAAAAAAUUAAAGAAAUCUGAAGAUAUUGAUGAAACUUGUUUUAGUGAAGCUGAUGGAACUGGAGUUUUGGAAAAUUAGCCCUUAGAUACUUCAAAUUGUAAAUAAUGUGAGAGAUGUUAAAAAUGGAUUAAAAAUGAAUCAUAUUAACACCAUCUUAUUUGUCAUUCUACAAGAGUAAGGAAUUUAUAUAUAAAUAUUAUAGAUUUUAGAUUGGCUAUAUUUAGGAGCAGCAAUAAACUCAGAAAAUGAAAUUGAACUUGAUUUAAGAACUAAUGUGACCUAUAUAUUGAAUGCUGCUGCAGAAUGCUAAAAUUAUUAUCCUUAAAAAUAUACAUAUCUAAAGUUACAAUUAAUGGACACAAUUGGAGAAAACAUCCUAGAACAUUUCAAUGAAGCUUAUGAAUUUUUAGGUAUGAAUUACAAAUAAUCAUAAGAAUAAUGUAGAAAGGAUGGAAAAUGCGCAUUAGUUCAUUGUCAAUUAGGAAAAUCAAGAAGUGCUACAAUUGUGAUUAUGUAUUUGAUGAAACAUUUAGGCAUGAACUUACGAGAAGCAUUUAAAUUUACUAAAGAGAAGCGUUACAUUGUCAACCCAAAUAUUGGAUUUAUUAGAUAAUUAAUAUAAUUUGAUGAAUAAUUAUAUGGAAAGAAAUCUAUCACUGCUCAUGAAAUCAAUCCUUAAUGUAGUGUAGAGUUUGAAUGAUAA